Messenger RNA from Lycium ferocissimum, 1432 nucleotides. Its product is annotated as F-box protein At3g07870-like. Gene Ontology annotation, molecular function: protein binding. NCBI's taxonomy places the organism in Eukaryota, Viridiplantae, Streptophyta, Magnoliopsida, Solanales, Solanaceae. The record is from RefSeq and is a predicted model, not a curated record. The transcript has 2 exons. The coding region runs from base 186 to 1415 and encodes 409 amino acids.
UUUUUGGGGUUUUUCUUAUUUUCAAUUGGAAAAGGAUAUCUAUUUAAAGUGUAUAUAAACCGAAAGAUCAGCAAAAUCAAUUUCUAAUCCAAACAUAAUUGAAUACUCCUUUGAGAUCAGAGGGGAAAUAACUCAUCCAGAAGUUCCUCAAUUUUCCUCUCUGCAAUUUCCUUCAACAAGCUGUCAUGGCACUUGAAUGCUUCACAUGGACUACAGAACUGUUGGGUUCACUACUUCAUACAAUAUGUAGAGUUGAUGAUGGUGGAACUUUUGAAUGUUUGCCCGAUUGUCUCAUCAUUGAUAUUCUAAGUAGGCUUCCCCCACAUUCUUUUCUUAGAUGUCGAUGGGUUUGUAGGCAUUGGAGAGCUUUGGUCUCAUCACAGGACUAUUUUACCACCUUACAUGAUGAUCUCUGUAGAGCUAGUAGACCCAUGCUUCUCAUACAGGAUCAUUUUGCCAAGCACGGACAGGAUCUUUAUGUUUUUGGUGAAAACAAGAGGAAGAAGAAGAAGGCCGUCUUUGAGAAAUUUCAACUUAGACCUGAGCUUAUGAUUAAUAAUCCCCAGGCACAUCACCUUAUUCUUCUAUACUCUUGUCAAGGAGUUCUUCUCUUUGGGGACUUAAGGUGGAAGUCAACUUCUUAUGUUUUCAACCCAAUAACACAAGAGGAAGUAACUGUACAACGUACACUCUACCCCGGCUACUUAUGCGCUCUUUACUUUUGUCCAUACACAAGACAAUUCAGAAUUCUUUACGCGCAAGUACGAGGCACUUCUUGUCAAUAUUUCAUAUAUAUUUUCAAGACGCAGACGAGGAGGAAAAUCCAUUCGUCCUACUCUUUCAACUUUUUGCCAUCCGGUGACAAUCCGGCAGUAGUUAAUGGAGCAUUGCAUUGGAUCAUGCACCACGAUUUAGAAAGGAAAAAUAUUCCUCCUUGUGAAAAAGGAAUAAUGGUUUUCAGAAUGGAUAAAGAAGAACCCUCUGCUAUGCCUCAUCCUGGAAGUACUGUGUGCAAGUCAAAGCAAGUGCAUCGAACUAUGACUCUUUUGGUGAAGGAUGAUUUUUUAUCUUUCUGUAACUUGCUUGUCCCCGAGUAUGCUGUGGAUAUAUGGAUCUUGGAGGACUAUGAGAUGAGGGCGUGGAUCAAAAGGUACAAGGUUAAUCUCUUUGAUAAGAUAAUUUUCCCUUUUAGUUUGUGUUUCAUGGAAAUUCAAUCGCUUAUUGGCGACAGCUCUAGUCAGAUGAAACUUUUGAACAUCCAAGAAGGUGAACUUUUGCUUCACUUGCAGGCUGAUGGAGGGUUAUUUCUUUAUCAUUUAGAUCAUAAAACUGUGAAGAAAAUUGAAAUGCCGCGACAGAAAAUGUCGUUAUAUACGUGCACGCCUUAUAUGAAGAGUUACCUGGCAAUAGCCUAACUCCCUCGUUAUUAUUA